Molecule: messenger RNA, 1663 nt
Organism: Oryzias melastigma (Indian medaka)
Lineage: Eukaryota; Metazoa; Chordata; Actinopteri; Beloniformes; Adrianichthyidae
Exons: 3
Coding region: 190-966 (258 amino acids)
Source: RefSeq, a predicted model, not a curated record
ACAGGAGCACAGGUUAGGGCAGGGCUGUGAUGUCAUGCGUUGGGGAAGUGGGCGGAGCUGCUCAGCUCUCAGUCAUUUAUUCUCUGCAGUCAGCAGGAGGACGCAGACCUGUAGGUAACAGACGCCAGCAGCACUUUAGAAGGAGAAUCUGUGGGAGAAUCGAGCGAUAGAGGUCACAAAAAAGAGGAAAUGACGAUUGGAAAGAACUCCAGGAAGAGCUCGGUUCGAAGCUCCAUCAGAGCCCCAAAGUUCCUGGACAAGUCCAGCGGCUUCUACGGUCGCCUGGAUGAGCCUGAGACCCCCACAGAGGAGGUGCCCAGGAACGAGGAGCAGAGCCUGGGAGACGACAGCUGCAUGGACGAGGGAAGAAGAGGAAGGAGAAGAAGCAGCCGAAACAUCUCGACUGCAGAUGAAGAGGUGGAGGCGUUUGACUUCUCGGACGACGGAGAGACCCUCCUGAGGAGGAAACCCAGCCGCCUCAGCAGCAGGUGGAGAAGGAGCACCCGAAAGAAGGAGAAGGAGGCCGAUCAAGAGGAGAAGCCGGUGGAGGCCUCCGUCCAGGAGGACGUCCGGAUGAAGAUCGAGAUGGAGAUCGAAGAAAUGAGGAGGACAGAGGAGGAGAUUGGGCAGCAGAAGGAGCCGGCGCUUGUUCACUUCACAAUUCGGGGGGACGCGGACGAUCAAGUCCUGAUAAGAGACAAGAAGAGGGUGCGAGAAGAUGAGGAGGAAGAUGAGGAGGAGAGGAAGAUGAAGAGGGAGCAAGAGGAGGGGAUGAAGGUGCUGAAGAGUAAAACAGUGAAGAAUUAUCGCAAGGCCUUCGACCGGGCGCUUCGUCGAGGAUGGGAGAGCUUCAUUAAUAACCUCUACAGCGUCACCCUCACACCUGCCUCUUCCUCGCCGUCGUCCUCCUCGCCCUCCCUGAAGAAGAAGAACACGCAUACCUCAGUGUUAGCUGAGUUCCAGUAGAUCUGGGUGGACACUUUGAACUUGUUUUUAACUAAUACAAUAAAACCUGGACUCUCCAGAGGGUUUUUCUCUCUCUCUUUGCUGAGCAAUGAAGGAUGUGAGACUUUUUAAAGGUGGUUUUGGGAUCUACUCUGCAAGCUGCACACAAGGUUUGCUCAAGGAAAAAGUUGAGUCUGAGUUCAGCAGUUUCUGGUUUUACUCUGAAAUUUUCUAGUGUUGUAUCCACUGCUGAGAGCGUAUACUUCAAAGGAUCUCUGCCUCGUUGUAGAUCAGAAUGAGUGUAGAGGCGUGAGUUUUGGUGGCAAUGACCAUUCAGUGGAUAUGAUCAUAUUAUUGGAGAUUAUUGGUGCCAUUCUCGACUGUUUGUGAUGGAUGAGCAGCAGCCAUUCAGUACAAUAAUGUAACUUGUAAAUCUACACUUAUUUUACACACUAGAAUAGUAUUUAUGGGGAAACUGCAACCGAAUCUUUGUAUAAACUGGAUGUAAAUGUCUAUUUUAACUCUUUUUGAGUUUUAAUGAUGGUUACUGAACUGGCUCAGUUCAUGUGAAGACAUUCAAAUUGAAAAUACUUAGUUUUCUGGUUACAGAUUAAAUAAAACGGCUGGAUGUUUUAUUGUUUACUGCCUGAAAGUUGGAAUGUAUUUUUAAAAAAUGUAAUCUUAACUUAAAGAAAUAAAAAUAUGUAUGAAAAGAUGA